AUGUUCUUGCUAGCGCUUUCAGCGCUGCAGAAUGUCACUGAGAAUAACGAUAACUCAUAUUUUCGGGUUGCCGGCAUCCAUGGAUAUCCUUUUGCGCCCUGGCAGGAGGACCCAGGCUUCGUUCCGGCAAAUCCGAAUCGGGGCUAUUGCACACACUCGAGUGCUCUUUUCACGACAUGGCACCGCCCAUAUCUCGUUCUUCUCGAACAAAUGCUCUGUGACCAAGCCAGAUCCAUCGCGCAACAAUUCCAGGGAUACGACGCCGGAAGAUGGCAAGCAGCCGCUGAAGAAGUAAGGCUUCCAUACUGGGACUGGUCAUCGACAACCACUCAAUCGCGCAUUCCAGCAGCUCUCAAGCAGCCCUCCAUUUCAGUUAACACGCCCAGCGGCCAAGCAACCAUUGCCAAUCCAAUGUAUAGCUAUAAAUUCCUCAGCCCGCAGCCGGCUGCAUCAGGGUUCGGACCUCAGACUGUUCAAGGCGCUGGUGACGAUGAAUUGUUUUCGUCCUUCGAGUCUCGGCGCCAAGCCACACUCAAUAUGUUCACUGGUACCGAUUACAACCAAUUCAACAUCGAGCUUGAGAACAUACACAACACUAUCCACGUGCAAAUCGGCGGAGACAUGGUCUUUGUGCCUCGAUCUGGUUAUGUUCCCAUCUUCUUCCUGCACCAUGCCAAUGUCGAUCGAUUGACUGCCAUGUAUCAAGCCACCCACCCUGGUUUGACCUUAACGCCAAGAAGGCGUAGUCCAACCUUUGCUCUGGGUGGUGCCGGCCCGGACGAUCUGAACACUCCACUCUACCCUUUCCGGCAUCCAGACCGGAGGCUGUGGACUUCGAAUGAUGUUUCAACUGCAGAAAGCAUAUUUACCUAUGGCUACUCAUAUCCAGACGUACCACAAGGUCUCCCGAGGCAAGAAUUGCAAUCCUUCACCACUGAGAGGGUGAAUGAGCUCUACGCACCACAACCAGCUAGUCCAGCUCUGGCCAGAUUCUUCACAGGCGACGAAUCUGGUGUUCCAGGAUCACCGACCACACGUCUCGAAUGGUCUGCCAAUGUGCAAGUGCGGGGUAAUGAAGUGGUCGGCUCAUUCCGUAUUCAGGUCUUCAUUGACGCGUUUCUUGCCGGUGUUGCCUCCAACUUUGCAGAUGCGAGGAUGCCCAUGUCCACUCCCAACGAUCAAAUCAAUGCCUCCCUUCCCCUCACACCGACUCUAGUCAGGCAGAAUGUAGGGCUAAGUCCGGACGAAACUGUACCGGUGCUUGAGGAAAAACUCAAAUGGGUUGUCGAACGGAGAACGGACGAUGGCACUGCCUUCAUACCCAUCAGUACCGCCGAUCUAAGCAGUCUCGUAGUCAGUGUGUUCAGCAAUGAGGCUGAUUAUCCGACAGAUACGUCCCAGCUGCCGACCAAGGGAGAACCUGUGACAUACUAUGAGCCUACUGCAGGCAAGGUCGGAGGCCUCCAACCCGGACAGGGGCCAACGGUUGGAGUCCAGACGGGGAACGGUAAUGGGACAAGCCCGGCAUCCACGAGAAUGAGGAAAGUAAGGCUCUAA
Endocarpon pusillum Z07020 is the source of this 1557-nucleotide messenger RNA. RefSeq lists its product as uncharacterized. The transcript has 2 exons. The coding region runs from base 1 to 1557 and encodes 518 amino acids. NCBI's taxonomy places the organism in Eukaryota, Fungi, Ascomycota, Eurotiomycetes, Verrucariales, Verrucariaceae. The record is from RefSeq and is a predicted model, not a curated record. Gene Ontology annotation, molecular function: oxidoreductase activity.